Molecule: messenger RNA, 3118 nt
Organism: Strongylocentrotus purpuratus (purple sea urchin)
Lineage: Eukaryota; Metazoa; Echinodermata; Echinoidea; Camarodonta; Strongylocentrotidae
Gene: med16
Product: mediator of RNA polymerase II transcription subunit 16
Exons: 23
Coding region: 141-2747 (868 amino acids)
Biological process (GO): positive regulation of DNA-templated transcription
Cellular component (GO): mediator complex
Molecular function (GO): protein binding
Source: RefSeq, a predicted model, not a curated record
AGUGUAAGUGGCUACUUUGUUUUCUCUUUCUGAGGAGCUAGAGCUAGGAUUAGAUGUUUUGUCUGUUUUCUUGAACCUCAAAGCUGGUAAAACCCUGUUGUUUUCCAAAAUUUUAUGUUAAGACGUCUGAGGCUGAAGAAAUGGAGCUCGCAUUUGUGGCUGACUGGCCGAAAACUGACGCUAAUGUCUGCAUCAAGAAGCUGAUUGAUGACUGUGUCCUGAGUUGGUCAUGCAGGAACAUUGUAGCUUUCACAGCAAUCGGCAACCCCAAUUCACCAGAAGAGCGAGAGGUUUACAGGCCGACAAUUCACAUCGUUGACCCUGAUAGACCAUGGGAAGUUUGCAGCUUUGGUAACCAGCACAAUGAUGCCAUCCAAGCCCUGCAGUGGAAUAUGGAGGGCACGCAGCUUCUCUCGGCUGAUGCCUCAGGGUCAGUGUACCUCUGGCAGAUGAGGCAUCAUCUGAUGAAUGACUGGAUGUGCAUCGCUGAGAGCCACCUUCCUGGAGAGCCUGUUGUAGCUAUAGCAUGGCUGCGCAAUGGCAUGAAGAUCACCUACAAUGUUGAUAAUAUCGAUACCCCCAACAUGCUGGAUAAGUUCUCUAGGACGCGCUUCACUCCAAGUCUAGCAGAGUUUUGUAUGAGGCCAACACAAGGCUGGGUACUCGUCACUGGAACUGGACUGGUGUCUGUAACAGUUCUUAAAGAUGGGAAAACCACCGUCGUGACAGAGAGACUUGGAAAUUCAAGAAAUCAUAUUGCCUUAGCUGAUAUUGCUUUCACAAGCACUGGUCACAUUCUCAUAGCUACAUCGGAUGGAGGUACAAGAUGUCCACUUCAGUGCUUCAAAGUAAUGCCUGAUUGGAAGGAUGAUAAACUCCAUGUGUCAACAGAAUACUUGCCAUCUCUGUACAUGCAGUGCCUCUGUGAGAUCACCAGUAGAGAUAAAUAUCCUUCUAUAACAUCAGUGCAAUUUAUCAACAAGGAAUGCACAGAACAACAGCUUAGAUCAGCUCCUACAGAACAACUCCUGGUUUGUGCUUCAGGUUCUAUGGGUUCAUGUAUAGAAUGCUGGACAUUGAAGAAAGAGGCCAUCCCCCUACACAAACUAUUCCAAGCGGGCUCGCCCCAUCACAGAGAUCAACCAACUACGCUGAAGUGGGUGUUCAGUUCAACCUACACUGAUGCUUCCAUCAUCACAUCAAUCGCUCUUCCGAAGCUCCCCCUCAAGCUGUCCAUGAACUCACUCUACACUGGUCCCGGUAUGGCAGUCGCUGUAGCAAACCAAGAAGGCACCAUCAAACUCUUGCACAGGUCAUCUCUGAAGGCCUGUGCAGCGCUCCGAUACGAAGGUGUCAUCAAUUCGGACCCAGGUCCUCCAGCCAAGAGGCCGAACUUCAAUGGCAAGCAUCUUGUGUCUAUGGAGAUGUCCGCCACCUGUUGUAGUAUGGUAGCUAUAGACCGUACAGGAACUCUUUGUAUGUUCAAGAUUGAACCAACACUAGGCCAAGGCUUAGACCAAGUUACAGCUCGUGCGCAUACCAUUGCACAGGUAGUGCACCUUCUAGAAUACUGCCUUGUCACGGGCUAUGACUGGUGGGACCUUCUUCUUACAAUCACACCAAAUAUGGUAGACACUGUGUUGGAUCGCCUCUCAGACUCUGUCAACAGACAAUCAAGUUCUACGCAGGAGCUUCUUUUCACCAGACUGGUAGCUGUCAAGGCAAGCCUAUACAGGCUUUCUGCCAGCGGCUCCGGCAAAGCUGUGGACUGUUAUGGGAAGCUACUUCUUCACUCGACUGCAAACGUCUUCAAGUCUUUACUCAGGGCGAGUGCCAUCUCAUCACAAGACAAAGGACCGGCUGAGAAACUCAGUACCUUGUGUGCCAACAGCACAGAGACGAACCCAGACACAUUGCUGAAGAAGCUGGACAGCAAGGAGUAUGUUGUUGAACCAGCUACCUUGCAGUGUCUGCAGCCAUUAAUCCAGUGGGUAGCUGAUUACACCAUAGUGAGUCUGGCUGCUGUUCCUCCUCCAGGGAGCCCUACUAACAGACCAGGGGUGAGCUUGAUGCGGGACGUGCCCACCUUGGUGAUGUUGAGAGAGCAACGUCGAUCUGGCGCUGUGAGCUUGAUGCGGGACGUGCCCACCUUGGUGAUGUUAAGAGAGCUCCUCCUUAUCAUCAGGAUGUGGGGUCGACUACAGAAGAACUGCCUUCCCGUUUUCACCACAACAGCAGAUGACCCAGAUGUGCUAAUACCAAGCCUCUUUAGACUGGUCUCUCAGAUAUGGGUACACUACCAUGACAAACAACCCACAGAACUUGAUGAAUCACUCAUAGAUGAAUGCACCCUCCUACCAAGUCAAGUAGGUGUGCCUCCUUGGGAUCUAUCCCCUGUCACUGAAGGUUAUACAGGUAAGAUUCAUGUACGACACGGCCAGUCCUCGUUCCAGUUUGGCACCCUGCCGGGGCGUAUGAUCAGCAUUGCCACCUUCAGCCUCGGUCCAGAGAUCUACACUAGAUCCCUGACGGACAGGCUCCAUCAGAAGUUUGAUGUGGUGCGCAAACUCAGUCUUGGUGUCACCCCCCACAAAGAAAUCAGAAGAUGCUCCAGGUGCUCUUGUAUCUCCUUGAUGCCUCCUGUAACCCAGCAAUCAUCCACUGUCCGCGUGGUGUGGGAGAAACGCUGGGAGAGGAACUGUUUAUGUGGUGGCCUGUGGCGGACAGUGACCGUCCAUCCUGCGUAAUGUUGGUUUAUUCAUCUUCAUUCAUGAAAAUAUAUAUAAUGUGAUGAUAAAGAUGUACGAUAAAACCAAGGACUGAAAUUUAAAUUGCAUCAGAUGCAUUUGAAAAUACACAAUAACAAAACGAUGAGAUAACAUUAUAACAUCAGUUUUUUUUUCUCGCCUGCAUAGCACAAGCCAGACAUACAUGUAGACGCUGCUUUUUUGGUGCCGGCGGCGGUGUCGUCUGUAAAUAUAAGUUCUUAUUCAAUGAAACUUAGACUAAAGACAUAAAGUGUCCCCUAUCAUGUGAGUAGAAUUUCAGGUUGCAAAGUCAAAGUUCAAGGUCAUUUCAGGUCAACAAACUUAGACUACAGUAUGUUGUGGCAUCAACA